GGCUGCACUCGUUUGACUGCGCGCUCAGUCUGACGGUGGAAAUGAGAAAAAAUAUUUUCCAUCGCGAAAGUCGCGCCGUGCGAAUCGGGAAAGAAAAAACCGCGAUCGGUGCAGCAAAAGCGGUCGAACGUACGUAAAACUGCAUUCGAAGCCGUUCCCAGCACUGCAGGUUAGUGAUUGUGCAUCGUGCGAGAGUGUGCAGUUUUGUGCGGAGUUGAGAAAAGGUAAAGAGUUACAGCACAGCAGCACAGAUUACAGUGGUUUUGGCAGCGGUCGAGUAGAAAGAAGAAGAAGAAAAAGAAGGGAGAAGAAACAACAGCCCUUCGUCACCAGUGUGGUCCGUCGAAAAUGGUCAGCAGGAUGGGAUGGAAAAAAGCCGAUUCCAUCACAGACGGUGUGAUGCGCUAGGCCUACUGUUUGUGCGGAAAAAUCAACCGUGUGAAAUAUGGUGAGCAAAAGUGGUGGUAAGCAGAACAGGGCUCGAAGGGUCGCCGUCACAACAUGUCCCAUCAUAAUUCUUGUGCUCUGACGACACCAAUCGGGAGGGUGAGAUAAUUACAAAUCCUGCUUGCGGUGCAGAAUACAGAAGAAGUUCAUAAAAAGUGCAUCGAAAUCGACCGAAAAUCGCGCGAGCAAAGUGUGCGGCAAUCGAAUUCGCAUGUUGUUCUACCGCUCGCCCGUGUGUGCCCGCAGUGUGGUGUCGUCUUGACGGUGAGACGCCAUUUUAGAAUUGAUAUUUAUACGUACACAAGGGGGAGGGGGGAGAAUAAACGGUUCAGCUGCAUGCCGUCUGUCGUCGUCUGUCGUGCGUAAGCGAAACGGGUGGUGAGCGCGUGUGUGUGUGUGUCGCUCCCGCAGUCGGUUGCAUUUUACAAUAAAGUGUCCGCGGAGUGGAGUGAAUUUCGCCGUGAGCAAAAAGCCUGACGGCGGGCGUGAUUUCCGUGCGGGGUGUGUGUGCGAUGCAGUUCAGGUGAGCGAGUCGCAUUAUGGCGCUGCUCGGCCGAACGCACAAUUUGGGAUGCAGUUUUUGCAGCAGUACGGCGGGGUGAAAGUGUGUGGCAGAUAGUGAGCUACAGCGCAGGAAGAAGAUUGGCGAGUGCGAGCGCGAGUGCGUGUGUGCGAGAGCGAGAUGAAACGACAAGCAGCAGCAGCAGCAGCAGGGUCGUUCGCUUGUCGCGAUUGAGUGAGCGUGUGUGCGUGAGAUAGAGAAUCCCCCUUCUGUUCGACGGAGAUGCGAGUGUGUGUGCGUGCAUGUCAGUUGUGUUGGGCCAGUUGGUGGUUUGUUUUGUUUCGCAACGUUAGAAGCAGACGGGGCAGCAGCAGCACGACGCAUCUCAGCUCAGUGCCACGAAGCCCGGCGGAGGAAACCCUUUAAACAAAAAAGUCGUGAAUGAAGAAAAGCAAAGCGGGAUUUGUGUCUCUGUGUGAGCAAGUGUAAACACACAUCGGGAGCUACUGAAGAACGCCAGCCGAUGUUUUGAUCUGAGAGCAGCAGCUGUCAUACAGGCUGUGCCCUCCGUAAGACGCGUUCGGAAUCGAUCGUGGAGGGAUUUGCGUGCAUGAAAUCGGUCAGUGUGUUUGUCGUUAUCGCGAGUGUCGCUCGCAGUGUGCUGUGAAAUAGAUCGUAAAACCGUCAGUCAGUCCUUGUGCGGUGCGAGAAAAUAAGCGCGCAAAGGCUGGUAAUGUUUUGGUUGCUCCCAAGAGUGGUGUGCGUACUUGCUGUGUGUUGUCAUCAGGCGUGUGCGCGUGUGUUGGUGAAAUCUAACGCGCCAGUCAAAACAGGCGCCUUCUGCUGCACACCACUACCACACUGACGCAGUAGAACUGUGUGUGUUUGGGUGUGUGUGUGCGUGCGUGUGAGUGAGUGUGUGUGUUUGUGCGCUGGCACUGAUUGAUGUUCCAUGUGCGGAUGCAAACAGCUAUUACGAAUUUAAAAACACAGUGAAGCUUUUAGGAACUGCUUGUGAAUUGAAGUGAAAUAAGCGCAAGCUACAGAGAAGCACUCGUGUGGCGAAGUGCUCGUGUGUUCUAUUCUAUUCGCAAAACUAGCAUUUUUCCACAGCCGCCCAGCAAAAUGACCAUCGUGAAAAGCAAUACAGCAGACGCGGCUGGCACCAAUCCGGCGGACAAUGCCAAAUCGCCGCUCUCUUCAUCGUCAUCGUCCUCUUCCUCCUCCGACUCGGACGAUGGCUCGGACUCGUCGAGCGAUUCCGACUCGUCGUCGGCGUCCACGAGCAAAACCAGCAGCAAACAGAGCAGCGGCGGCGGAGGAGGAGGAGGAGUGCCACAAGAAAAACCACAACAAUUUAGUGUUAUGAGUUCCGAUAGUGCCGGACUUCGAAUGAAAAUAGCCAUUCCUCGAAGCCAAUCGAACGCGACACCAACGCCUUCACCGACGGCGUCGCUCGGUUCCAACCAUCAGCACCAGCAGCUGAUGCAACAGGACAGCCUUCCUUCUGGUGGAUCAGCAGCAGCUGAUCGAAGGCAGAAAAAUGCGGAAAACGUUCUCGGCGGCGAACGCGCAUCGCCCGCGGGGCUAGUGCUACCCGCCGGAUCCUCCACGAAAGUGGAUUCGUUCAAGGACGGCGCCACGAAGAAAGGAUCCAAUACAGCAAAGAGUGCCAUGGUGGCGGCGGUGGAGGCGAGUUCAACUCGCGCUAGAGCACCUCCAACCGCCCAGCAGCGUGUGUCGAGCGAAGGCGGUGGUAGCAAAGCGUUAACGGCAACGGCUGCCUCGCGCAAGCAGGGCAGUAGAAUGCUGCCCGACGACAAACGGGAAGAGCGGGGCAGAACGAUGCACACCAAGGCUAGGAAGCGACGGUCGUCGUCGGGCAACGAUGGCAGCAGUGCGGGUCGCACGAAGAAAAGCGUCAGUGAAAGUGAUUCCAGUUCGGCCAGCUCGUCCUUCUCGUCCUGCACGAGCAACAGCGAUAGCGACACGAGCAGUACCGCUGGCGACAACAGCAAUCAUCAUCAUCAGCAGCAGCAGGACGAUAAGGCGAAGCAAACGGUGGGUGGGGGACGCCAUGCAAGGACAGCGUCGUCAGCGGCGGUCGCGUCUGGGAGUGCUAUCGCAGCUGGCAAAAAGCAGAAAAUUCUCAAGCGAAAGAAGGCAAGCCGAACCGCUACAUCCAGCAGUAGCGAUGAGGAGGACGAGGAAGAUCUGCCCAGCGGGCGCAGCGGGAGCAAGAGCGGUACGGCGAACCGGACAAACGAGUUCACCUCGUCCGACUCGAGCUCCUCAGACGAGGACGGCAAAGCAUUCGCGGCAAUGCGCACGAAAGCAAAGAGCUUACAGUCGACGAAGGGCAGCGGGAAGGACGGCAAUGGCCUGCUAACGUUGACCGAUGGCAGUGCGGGAGGGCUGCUGCUGAACCGGCCACCCCUCUCCACGUCCACACCGGCCAAACAGCACGGUGCGUUUCCACCGACACUCGGCGGUGGCAUGUCGUCGGCCGGGGACGGUGGACUGACGGCCGAGGGCGGUUCGUGCUCGAGCGACAACGAGCUUCCGGCGCUAGUCAGUGCAGCCAUUCGUCGGGUGGAAAGUGGUUCCGAUGCCGAAAGUAUCCGGGGGUUGUCCGCCCCGACGCAACAGUACACGUCCAGCCUGUUGCGGGAUUUUGUCGUGAAGACGCAAAUGCUUGGCACGGUUGGUGGGAGCGGCGCGGGAGCAAUGCCGGCGGGUGUGAGCGGAUCGGCUGCCAACAGUGCCGGUGGUGGUGGUGGUGGUGGAGGUGGUUCGCCAUCCUCAUCCUCCUCGUCCUCAUCGUCGUCAGGCUCGUCCUCGUCGUCUUCCUCUUCCUCCAUGGAGGAAGGGGCAGACCCAGCGAUAGGAAGCGCCGGUCCAGGCCCGGGAGGUGGCGGUGGUGGUGGAGUGGCAGCAUUUGAGUUGGAUGUCCGCAAAAUUAAGACUGAAUCUCCCGUACCUUCAACGUUGCCGCCUGCCUCGGUGGGCCGUAACACUCCGCUAGUAAAUGGGCUUACCACCGGGGGCAUGAAAACGACGGACCUGCCGGUACCAGCCCCGGCACCGAAACGUCGCGGUCGUCCUCCAAAGUCAAGCUUGCAAGCAGCACCCGCCCCGCCACCCGCAGCCCGACCGACCGGUUCGUCCCGGUCGGUCACCAUUCCGACCGUUAGCGAGUCGCCCGACUCGGGCAUUCUGUCCACGCACAGCUCCACCGGUUCACCGAAGACGGAUAAAACGAGAUCGGCGUCUCACCUGCGAUCGACGGUGGGAGCUACCGGUUCGUCCACCUCAUCGCGCCGCAGCAAAUCGGAAGCACGGGGAAGCGCUUCGAGUGCGUCGAGUGCCAUACUGUCGGCCGGUGGAGCGGCGUACGCUGCCAUCUCGGUCCUACCCGCGCCACCGGGAGCCGCCGGGAGCGGAAGCCGAACGUCCGGCGCCGCCGCGUCGUCCUACGCGCUCACCUCCUGUCUCGAUCGCAACACGUACGCUACCGAGCGCGUCCUGUAUCCUCCCCGGGGGCCGAAGAAACGGGGCGUCGGGAGACCGCCGAAGAAGGACACGGCAGCGCAUCAGCAGCCAGCCGGCGCCGGACGGGGAGGCCCUGCGAACGAUCCGGCCGCCCGGUCGCAGCAGCAAGCCGAAGAUCGGCUCGAUCCGCACUGGCAGAAGAUCGAUAUUAGCAAAAAGUUUCACGAACCUCGGCUCAGCGGGUACAAGAGCGACGGUGGCCAUUCGACGAUCUGCUGCAGCAAGCGGCUUGCCUCGCAGAGCGGCUACAUCAGCGACUAUGGCGGCGUUGGAGCGAGCAGUGGGCGCAGCCGGCUGUCCGGCUACAAGUCGGACUUUAGCUCUCGCUCAAGGCGCAGCUGCAGCCGGGCGGGAGGCUACCGCAGCGACUACGGGCGGGCGAAGAGCUGCGGCUAUCGCAGCGACUGCAGCACGCGGCAUCGCAAACAGGUGCGGCGAAAACGGCGCAAGAAAAUAGGCAGCCAUCAGCAGUCGCAGCAGCAGCAGCACCAUAACCAGCACGACCAUCAGCAUCACAACAACAAUCUCAGCGAUCGGAAAAACUACAACGCGUCGAGCGAUGGGGGCGGCGGCGGUGGCAGCACCAAAUCGGCCAGCGUUGGCGAGCUGGAAAUUAUGUUCAUGGCGGGGCUGACGCUGGGCAGUACGAGCGACGAAGAUAGCAGCAGCACGAGCAGCAGUACGAGCAGCAGCAGUGCCGAGAGUCGCGAGAGCUUAUUCACGGACCAUUCCGGUGUGGAUCGUGGUGCGAACAGCAGCAGCGGAGCGGACAAGGUGAAGCGAGCAACGUCUGGCAGGGGAAGGAAAGCGAACGUCGCUACCACCAAACCGAACGCAAAGCUUCCGCGAACGCCCCGAAAACCCACCCCGCCGAAAACUGUCGCGAAAGGGCGUGGAGCAGCAAAAGCACCUCGAGGCAGACCGCCCUCCAGCACGACGAUCGAUCGGAGAAGGAAAGCGAAUCACGCAAAGCACGGCAGCAACAAGCUCGACUCAGACGAUGAGGACGAGGACGAGGAAGAAGAGGCAGAGUUGGUGGUAAAGCGACGGUUUGGUGACCGCGUCCGGACCAAACCACUGCAGCCCGCCCCGAAAGACCCGCCGACGAAGCCUUCGGUCGCUGCGACUGCUUCCGUCGCGCUGAAGCAAAAGUCGUCCGCGCUGGUGAAGAAACCGGGCCAGCGUGGUCGACCACCGGGCGUGAAAAAGCAACCGGGUGGGACGGGAAGUACGGCCACAGCCGCCGCCCUGCCCGCCGGCAAAACGCUCGGAAGUUUGGACGUUCUGCUCGCGCCGAAGAACAGCACCGCUCCGGUGCUGCCGGUCAACAACUUCGACCGGGUAGUUGCAUCGAUGAGUGGCAGCAGCAAGCAGCAGCCCGGGUCGAGCGAAGCGAAGAAAUCCUCCAUCUACACCUUCUCCAGCACGACCGUCGCGCCAAAGAAUGCUUUUGCCGCGUUUCUGCUGCGUGGUGCGGCGGCCGACGAUGCCGCCAAGGACGACGCGGAGGAAGGUGGCCGGCUGCUGGGGGUCAAGAAGCUUCCCCUCUCGAAAGCGAACGUGAUCAAGAACUCGGAGGAGUGCAGUCGGCGGUUUCAGAAGUCCACGUCCUCGUUUGCGCUCGGCGGCAUUGCCGGUUCGGUCGACCUGCUGGCGCGCAUUGCCGACGGGACGAUCCCGAAAGCAUCGCCCACCAAGUCGGUCUGCUCGAAGCGCAGCCGAAGGAAGAGCUGCGCCAGCGAUCGGCUGGAGGUGAUGUCGGUCAAGAGCUACGGUGUGAUCGGCAGCUGCGGCAAGAUACGCCAGCGGCGCCUGAGCACGAUGAGCCGGUGCAGCAGUCGUUCGGCCGGCUCGAGGCAUGCGGCGGCCAGGAUGAGGCGGCGCAAGAAGCGGCUACGUUCGAUGUCGGUGGCACCCGGCACUACGGCGGAGAUGGUGAGCGGAGGUGGCGGUGGUAAUGGUGGUACUGCUGGUGGUGCGGCCAGUUCAUCCGGGCUCGAUUUGAAGCUGAACGUUGAGAUCGAUCGGCUGAGCGAAAGCUUCAGUGGCAUGUGUCGCAUUGUGGGUGGAACGGUUAACAAUGAAGCUGGUCAAGCAUCGUCCGGCGCUGGCCGAUCAGUCAGCCCACCGGAGGAGGCAACGGCCACGAAUGCACCUGCCGCCGCAACACCAACAUCGGGCAAGGGGCACCAAACGAAGCGCUCGGUGAAGAAACGGAAAGCGUCCGAGCAUGUGACGGACUCCCCCUCGACAGCGGGUGGGGCAAAUGCACCGGGCGGUGGUGGUGGAGGUGCCGCUGCGUUGGGCAAUGGUGGCGGAGCCGGCGGUGGUGGUGGUACGGGCAAGCGGCGGAACAAGAAAACCGUCCCAACGCAGAGCCCGGACGAUCACAAACUUCCGCUCAAGAAACGGCACUACCUGUUGACACCGGGCGAGAAAGGCAACAACAGUGACAACAACAGUGGAGUGGAUGAAGUGAAGACCGGUAGUAGUGGGGGUAACGGUGGUGGUGUUGGUGGUAGUAGCGCUACUGCCGCUGGAAGUAACGUUGAUAGUGGGAAUAGUUCUACGAGUGGCGCUACGGGGUCCGGUUCCGGGUCAGCAAAUUCAAGCUUCACCGGCAGCCAUACCGUGUUGAACCCGUGCGCCUUUGCGAGUGGCGCGAGAUCAUCGGCCAACUCGGCAGCGACUGGGUCUUCCAUCUCGGGUGCAGCCACCAAGGCGGUGACGCCCAAGAAACGGCAUCUACUGAAAUCCCCCGAACCCGGUCCCGUCCCGACCGACACCGAGCUGCAGCUGCAGAUUAAGUCGAGCGAUUCUCCGCUGACGAUCGUGAACGGAGGUGGAGCGUCGGGCACGGUGGGCGAUGCAGGAAGCUCUCCUUCGGACGGACAUACCGUUGGUCGAAAGGCGGCUGUUGAUGGCGCUGUUGGUGGAAGUCCCUCUAAUGCUGCUGGACAAGCGAAUCCUCCUGUGGCUGGAAGCAAGAAAAAGACCAAUCGCCAGCAGGAAGGAUCGUCGAUUUCGUCCUCGACCGUCAGUCGGGAGCGGCAAGCAACGGGAGCUUCCGGUCAAACUGGCACAACGAGUGAAAGUUCAGCCGGGCCCCAACAUCGUUCAACGCCACCGGCACGGCCAUCGGUUAUACAAUCGUCCGGAUCGGUGCAUCCCGCCGCAUCUUCCGGUGCGUACUCCGCCUCGUCUGCCGGACCACCGCCGGGAGUGUUUGAGCCCACGGUCGAUCUGGAGCUGGUGAUACCGCCACCCUCCUCCAUACCGUCGCUUAUCGCAAAGGUUGAAAUGCUCGAUUCGCCCCGCUUGGGUGGCAAGGACGCUGCUGCUGCCGCCGGUGCCAUUGGGUCCUCCUCCUCUGGCCCCUCGGGCAAUGUGGCCACCAAGCUGGAAUCGGAGGAACUGCAGGUGCUGACGGCUGCCCAGCGAAAAGCGGCCGGGCUGGGAGCGGGCAGCGCAUUGCUGGCGACCAUCUCGACCGCGUCCGCCUCCUCUGAGAAGGUGCUGGAGAAGCUGCUCACCAAAACCGGCGCCCAUCAUCUGCUGAUGAAGAAAAAGCGCAAAAAGCCCAAUCGCACUGGCUUUCCCACGGUGAAGAAGAAGAAGAAGAAGCUGCCCGAGAAUGACCCUCUGGAUGAUGGGCUGUCGGUGCUGGAUUUGAAGCCGGAAGUCGGGCCGGAUCUGUUCGAUUCGUCCAACCUAACGCGCCACGUACCGUCCGAGGCGGAAAAGACGCGUAUGAAGGAAAGGCAGCAGCAGCACCACCCUUCUACGGGAAAGCAUGCGGCGUGCGAUCGCGUACCGAAGGAGGGCGAACCGACGGACUGCUUUAUCGAGCGACACACGGGCGUUGGGCGACCUCGGCUGUCCGUGGUAAGCCUGGAGAAGCUGCAGGGCAAGCUGCCUCUACCGGGAGGAGGUUCUCGCGACGUUGCAACGACGCCACCGGCGACGGGAGGCCGUGGCCGUAAGUCCGUGAUAAACCCACUGGCAGCGGAGCAUCAGUUGGCGGCACAUCGCUCGAGAGGACUCAGAGACGAACCAUCGGCAGCAGCGGCCGGCACAGUAGGUCGCAAAGGCAAGAAGAGACAGGAAGUACCGAAGCCACUGCCCGAGACGGCAGUCGGUAAGCGUCAGAAGGCUUCGAUGGACACGGAAAUCCGAUCGGCAAAGGAGCGAAACCGUAGCAAGAGUGUGUCGGUUGCGUCGGAGCAGCUGCCCAACAUUGUGCGGCUGAGCGAAACCCUGUCCAAGGGUGCCGCGGCUAAGGAAAACAAGGAAAACAGCCGUCUACCACCCGGGAGGCCUCCUUCGGCAGCAAAGCGAGCCGGCAAAGAACCCGCCACGAGUGCGGAAACAUCGCCGCAGGAUGAUGCCGCCGGAGUCAUUCGUCGAACGCGCAGCUCCUCGGUGGCGCUGGAUCCGUCCGAGGUGAAGAAACUGCACCACCAUCACCACCACCACCACGAAGCAGAGCACGAGUCGGCCGGAAAGGGAGCGUCCCAGUCCAGCACACCGGUGCGUCCCCAUUCCGGCGGAAUUGCCGCACUGCACAACGAGGACUCGACGUCACUGGACUCGAUGCCGCUGCUGAAGCGCCUCCAUUCGCGCUCCAUCUCGCGAAUGCAGUCGGUCAUCACGCCGACGGUGGUGAUCGAACCGAUUGCCACCUCGCCGAAGACACCCGGCCGACCGAGGGGCCGGCCGCGCACAACCUCACCCAUUACGGCAACGGAAACGCCCAACUCGCCCACCGCCACUGCCGGACCCGGUCGUGGACGGCCUCGGACGGCGCUCGCCCUCACUGGCAACCCUUCGGCAGCGUCCAUGCAGCGUACGCCCGCCUCUCCGCUCUCUUCGCCCAGCCCGACGGUGGCCGCGGCCGAGCGCACCGCUGGCAGAAAGAAGCAGCGACUGGACGGUCGCAAAUCGGUGCCUCCCGGCCUUGCCGAACCGAUCGAAAGCGCUCGUCUCGCGACCAGAGUGACGGCAUCCAAGUCGGUCACGCCGACGCCUCCGGUGGGAACCGUCAUUCCGACACGGUUGAAGCGCGGCAAAAGCGAUGAAACGCUGCGAGCCCAACAGCUCGAAAAGCCCACCAAGAAGCCGCGAAAGGAGCUGCCGGGCUCGGCCGAACCAUCGCCGGAAACGGCAGCCCAUCUGUCCAAGCGAUCGGCCAUCGCGUCUCCCAUCGUCGAGCCGGUCGAUCCGGAGGAAACGGCGCACGUGCUGCAGCCGGCCAGCUCGACGGAGGAGCUGGAGCACGAUCCGCUCCCACCGGACGAGGGACCGUCGGAUUUCCUCCGGCUCACCGACACCCCCUCGCCGACGUCUUCCGGUGAAGCGCGGGAGCUUGCGAUGGGUGGUGCUGCGGCCGGUGGUCGUGGUGCCGGCACGAGCAAGAAGCUGCCCCGCAAGAAGUACAUUACGGCGGGCCUGUUCUCCGACUGCUACAAGGACGACGGUACGACGGGCGGGGAGGGCCGUUCGGGGCCGAAAACGCCCCCGGAAACGCUGCUCCCUCCGCCGGCCUACUGCGAGCGGUUCCUGCGCCGUACGGUGCGCGACUUCCAGCUGCCGUACGAUCUCUGGUGGCUGCAGGAGAACGGCAAGCUGCCCGGCCGCAACUCGGUGCCGAGCUGGAACUAUCGCAAGAUCCGCACGAACGUGUACUACGACGUCAAGGCGAACCCGUCGACCGACAACAACACGCAGUGCAACUGCAAACCGGACAGCGGCUGCCAGGACGACUGCCUCAACCGGAUGGUGUACACGGAGUGCGUGCCGGAGCAGUGCCCGUGCGGCGACCGGUGCCGCAACACGUGCAUCCAGCGGCACGAGUACGCGCCCGGGCUGGAGCGCUUCAUGACGGAGGAGAAGGGCUGGGGCAUCCGGUCGCGGGAGCGCAUCAGCAAGGGCACCUUCAUCAUGGAGUACCUCGGCGAGGUGGUGACCGAGCGAGAGUUUAAAGAGCGCAUGCGCACGAUGUACCUGAACGACACGCACCACUACUGUCUCAACCUGGACGGUGGUUUGGUGAUCGACGGCCAUCGGAUGGGCAGCGACUGUCGCUUCGUCAACCAUUCCUGCGCACCGAACUGCGAGAUGCAGAAGUGGUCCGUGAACGGGCUGUUCCGGAUGGCGCUGUUCGCUAUGCGUGACAUUCCGCCGAACGAGGAGCUUUGCUACGAUUACAACUUCAGCCUGUUCAAUCCCUCCGAGGGGCAACCGUGCCGCUGUGGCUCGGAACAGUGCCGUGGGGUGAUUGGGGGCAAAUCGCAGCGCAUCAAACCGAUCCCGCUCGGUUCUUCGGGUGGCGGCGCUGGUGGCCCUGGAGGCACCGGUGGCCAACGAAAUGCUUCCGAGGCGGGUGCGGACACAGAUGCGAGCAAAGCGGCCGGAGCAGAUGGUACGGCGGGUGGAAAUGGAGCGAGUGGAGCGCUGGUGGUCGAGUUGAGUCCACGGAGUGCGGCCCGAUCGCGCAAACGGCAGGCGAAGAAGAACCAACCGAUUGUGCACCUGAACGGUACGCCUCUGCCCACGUUCCAUCCACCGUCGGUCAAGGAGCGGGCACUGAUCGCCGAGCAUCAUUGCUUUUUGCUGCGCAAUCUCAACAAAAUCCGCCGGCAGAAGGAACGAGCCGCGACACUCGCAUCGGCCGGUGGCGGUGGUAAUGGUGGAGCAGGUGCAGCUGCGACAGAGAGCGGUGGCCAGGGAGCGGCUGCGGGAAGUGAUCAGACAGCGGGCGGGUCGGGUAAACCGUCGCUUGCGUCACAAAUCUCCGCCUUGCGCUGUCCGCGCAACAUUCGCACCCGUGGACUUGCCUUUGUCGAGGACGAUCCGGAGCUGGAGAAGACGGCCCGCAUUGCGGUGGCGCUAAAGGAUAUUUGCACUGAAAUUGCCACCUUGAAAGAUGAUAAAGGAGUGCCGUUUAUCAGCAAACUGCAGUUGCCAUCGAAGAAGAAGACGCCCCUGUACUACGAGCGCAUCCCGAAACCGAUCGAUCUGGCGCAGAUCGAGACCAACAUCGAGCAGGGCGUGUACCGCAUGCCGAAGGUGUUCGAGGAAGAUCUGCUGAUCAUGCUGAGCAACGCGAUCAAGUACUACGGCAUCAACUCGCCGGAAGGGAUCGCCUCGGAAGCGCUCAAAUCGCACUACUACACCUGCAAGCAGCAGCAGGUGCCGAAGCUGCAGGCGUACAUCGGCGAGGAGAACGAGCUGCUGCGCGGGUUCGUGCCGAAGAAGGAACCGGCCGAGGAUGCGGUGCCGCCGAAACCGAAGCGCGGCCGUCGCCAGGAGCAACCGGAAGACAUUAUCCGCUGCAUCUGCGGGCUGUUCAAGGACGAGGGUUUGAUGAUCCAGUGCUCCAAGUGUCUCGUGUGGCAGCACAUCGAGUGCACCAAGGCGGAUCCGGCGGUCGAGAACUAUCUGUGCGAAAAGUGCGAUCCGCGCGAGGUAAACUACGAGAUUCCGCUGAACGAGUUCACGGAGGAGGGCUACCAGUACUACGUGUCGCUGAUGCGCGGCAAGCUGCAGAUCCGCCAGACCGACACGGUGUACGUGCUGCGCGACAUCCCGAUGUCGCCCGAUCCGAAGAACCCGAACGCGCCGGUCCGCAAGCACACGUACGAAACGAUCGGCAAGAUCGAGUACAGCGAGUGUGACAUCUUUCGCGUGGAAAGCCUGUGGAAGGACAAGGAGGGGCGGCGCUUUGUGUACGGGCAUCACUAUCUGCGGCCGCACGAGACGUACCACGAGCCGACGCGCCGCUUCUACCCGAACGAGGUGAUGCGCGUGCCGCUGUACGAGGUGAUACCGAUCGAGCUGGUGGUGGACCGGUGCUGGGUGCUCGAUCCGAUCACGUUCUGCAAGGGCCGGCCGGUCGACAGCUCCGAGCCGCACGUGUACAUCUGCGAGCUGCGCGUCGACAAGAGUGCGCGGCUGUUUUCGAAGAUUUCGCGCCACUCGCACCCGGUGUGCAUGAAAUCGUACGCGUUCCACAAGUUCGAGCAGAAGCUCAAGAUAGCCAAAACGUUUGCGCCGCAUGAUCUUGGUUCGCUGGCUCAUCUACUGUCGAUACGGGACAAGCAAAAGAAGGGUUCGAAGAAGGACGAAGGCAGUGGUGGACAAACGGCGGCCGGAUCCGGUGCCGGCGGGUCGUCCGGUUUCGGUGGAGCCGGCGGAAGCCAUUCCGGUGGUUCGAAGAAGAUGACACCGAUCAUACAGCUGUUGCCACCGCCACCGAAGACUGGCUUGAACACAGACCGCAGUACCCUCGCGGUUCAGCCUCCGACGGGUGGGGCAAAGCCGACCAGAACAAAGACGCUAGCGGAAAAGCGCAACCGACUGGAGCAGGUACUGGCACGGCUGAUGCAAAAGCUAACGCUCAACCCGAACGCCCUGCCGGUGGUGGACAUAUCGUACCUGCUGACGGGACGCGGGGCACGACUGCGACGGACCAACAACUCGACGCCGGUGCCGAUUAUUUGAGAGUGGGUUCGCAAGAGGAGAAAACGGCGUCGCAAAUGGAAGCGUUGCUACGACUGAGCGUCGUACGGUUACGGUUUUCAGGCCGCGUUCGUGGAUUUUCUCCUCGCCGCCAACACUACUGCCACAGAAUAAUGGACCGACGGCAUUACAAACAGGCGAGCCGGAUCGCCCACGGGGUUUCCGCAGUAGGGGGAGAGUUUCCGCUGCCGAGGAAACCGCGCUGGACGAUCAAGGCUCGCGGAAGCGACAUGCAGCAGCAGCAGCAAGAGCACCAGCGAGACAUGUGCAUGAUUUUAUAAAUACUUUUACUUUGUUGAACUAUUUUUCGACCCUCGUCAGUAUGCUGACGGUGGUGCUCUUGCGCAUCGUUGCGGUCAAGCUCGAGGAAGCUGAGCUAUUGGCGAAAUUCGCCGCUAUACUCACACCUGCAUACGUACUAUACACGCUAUACACAUGCAGCACAUACGACGCACGCGGGAUAGAUGGUACACCCAACAUACUCAUACAAUGCUUACACUACACCACCACUCCAUGAUGUACCUUUAUGUUUGUAUGUUAUUUGCUAUUUAUUAUUGUUAAAUGCUUCUUCUUAUUCAUUUUAACGCGGAUACACUAUUUUUUUAUCCGCUAUAGGGGUUAGGUUUGUUGGCAUUUUUUUUCUUUUCUUUUACGAAAUCAUUUCCUUCCCCCCCCCUCCCCAAAACAUGAUUGUGGACCGCGCGCGCUCGAGAGAACGGACGGGCGUAAAAGUGGGGGGGGGGGCAAAAGUUCGGCGCUCUGUUUGGAUUUGUUAUUUAUUUGUACGAAUGUAGACAUAAAUCUGUCCCGGAUUAUCUGCGCCUGAACUUUGUUUUGUUUUGUUAAUAGAGUGCUAGAGGAAUUUGUUCGAAUUAUUAUGCAUAGAUGAUUAUAACCAUUACGACUACGAUCAGUAGUAGAAUAGGGAGAAAGAGUAUAGAAUCGAUCAGAUCAUGCAAGAUCGAUAGUAUGAAGUUUUUUUUUCUUCUGAAUUCUUUAACUUUAACUUUCUCCUGUACCUUUAUCUUUGGUUUAACUGUAGUCAGAUAAGAAACAUAUGCACACACACACACACAGUCGAAGGUGUGUUUUCGGUAAAAAUCUAUCCAAACGUAGAAGUGGAUAUUAAAAUUGUAAAUAGGAAACCGGAAACAAAAAAAAAAAGGCCAUCAACGAAGCCAAAAGCAUGCCGGGGAGGAGGUGGGUGCGCGAUCGACAAGCAAUGCAAUUAGAUUUCCUUCCUCUCUGCCGCGCGUAUAAAAUAUGUUGCUGAGACACGUAAAAAUCUCCCUUUUUGCAAGCACACACACACACACACACACUGUCAAAUCAGCGUAUCGAAUGGACUGGAUAAUUAUUAGGUAUAAAAAAGGCUAGGGGGUCACAUAUAUAUAUUAGGAAUAGUAUAGUGUUGUAAAAGAAUUCACAAGAAAUGCAUCUAUUUUUCUGCCAAUAAUAAAUACCCACUCAAACAUACUGGAAACAGAAUAAUUCACACACCAACCUUUAUAUGUGUAUGUAUAUGUAACUGUAAGCUAUAGGAUAGGAUCACUACUACUACUACUACUGCUAUGCGAAUACUAAGAAGCACUGGAAAACGAAGGGAACGAGGGAACAUAAACAUGAAAUCACAAACAGAUACAAAGCAUAGAUUUUUAAUAACUUAUAAUGAAUUAAUAAAGAAACGAAUUCGCGAAGGAAAACAAGUUGAAACGCUAAGCAAGUCAACGCACCUUUUAUUAACCUUUAGGCAGGCUGACGCAGAAGAGUAAAACCGGGCACGCUUUAUUUGAGGGAUUUCCAACACUGUACACUGUAAAUGGUACAGCGAAGCAAGGAACAAGAACAGAAGGGGAGGGAAGGCACAGGCCUCUUCUGACGUGAGAGUUAUCGUUAAGCUCUGAGACACGAUCAUCUUUAUAAUAUGCUUAAUAUAUGCUAGUUUAAAUUGAAUGAUUUGAUAAGUGAGCGAGAGGCUUUCGUUGCGAGAGAGAGAUAGGAGAAAGAGAGAGGGAGAGAGAGAGAUAAUGCGCAAGAAGGGAAGGAUGGGAGAGAAAAAAAUUAAAAAGGAUAAAACAGGAAACCGUGGUGCUAGAGAGGAAAUUAAUUACAGAUAACAAAAACAUACACACAGACACAUAUGCAAUUGCAGAAGCACUGAAUUGAGACACAUAGACACACUGACCCCACAACAUGCAGUCACAUACUAAUGUUCUACUAUUCUCUGGAAAUAAAACACAAAAACUCCCCUCCCCGUUUUUGGAUCUUUGUUCAGAAGUGAAUUAAAGGAAUGUA
Molecule: messenger RNA, 15316 nt
Organism: Anopheles arabiensis
Lineage: Eukaryota; Metazoa; Arthropoda; Insecta; Diptera; Culicidae
Gene: ash1
Product: histone-lysine N-methyltransferase ash1
Exons: 8
Coding region: 2075-13003 (3642 amino acids)
Cellular component (GO): nucleus
Molecular function (GO): DNA binding; chromatin binding; histone methyltransferase activity
Source: RefSeq, a predicted model, not a curated record